Aplysia californica (California sea hare) is the source of this 1480-nucleotide messenger RNA. RefSeq lists its product as uncharacterized. The coding region runs from base 122 to 763 and encodes 213 amino acids. Lineage: Eukaryota; Metazoa; Mollusca; Gastropoda; Aplysiida; Aplysiidae. The record is from RefSeq and is a predicted model, not a curated record. The transcript is spliced from 6 exons.
GCACAGUAUAAAUACGCACAGUACUUCAGCUUUUCUGUACCCCAGUUCUUAUUUGACAAGCAGAAGGAAUUCUUGCAAACUGCUGUUUCAAUAAGUUGGAUUUGGAGUGCAAAUUCAUACCAUGGCUACAAUUCUCCAAAUCGUAACCUUGGCAACGGUACUGCUUGUCCAAGUUCGAGGCCAUGGAAGACUCAUAGAACCGCCCAGUCGAUCCAGCAUGUGGAGAUAUAGAUUUGACAAUCCAGUAAACUAUGACGACAACCAACUUUAUUGUGGUGGAUACGAUCAUCAGUGGAGAGUAAACCAAGGGCGCUGUGGUGUUUGCGGUGACCCUUACGACGGACCACGAGAGAACGAGGCGGGUGGGACAUUUGCUAACGGAAUCAUCGUUCGGCAGUACCAGGAAGGUGACAUAAUCAACGUGAAAGUUCAGCUGACAAAGAGCCAUUUGGGCUGGUUCGAGUUCCGUCUGUGUCCAAACAACAACGUCAAUAGAGCAGUGACUCAGGAAUGUCUGGAUUCGAACCUGUUGGAGUCUCCGAAUGGGUUCACGCGCUACAAUGUUCGAAGCUGGGACGCAAUGGUACAUAGCUUGAAGGUCCGGUUGCCUCGGGGAGUCACGUGCACGCAGUGUGUGCUGCAAUGGAAAUACAACGCAGGUAACAACGUGGAUUGCGAUAGCAACGGAAAUUGUUGUAAGGGCUGUGGACCGCAAGAACAGUUCUACGGCUGCGCAGAUGUUUCCAUUUCCCCUCGCUGGUAAUCGUGUCCCAAGGGAGCAGGAGGCAACGGUGGAAACUUGUAUUUGAAAAUGAAAAGCAACACAGUGGAGUGCAAAUGUCAAGACAGGAUUACACGAGUUCUUUCUUGGUUUCCAAAUCUCAAACACUAUUCAAAGUGGAAUUCGGAAUUUUUAAAGAAAUAUUAGUUUCUGAUACCACUACAGUGUUUUCGUAUGCAGUGUUUGGUUUUUUUUGUGUUAACUGUUGAACCUUUAUACCUACAUUGCCAUAUUUUUUUCUAAAUGCCUUCCAUUUUGGUACCCUGUGAAAAAAGGCAUAGUAUUAGUUAUCCAUAUUGUGCUUUGACUGGGGUGUUUUACUUACAUAAAGUAAUUACUUUGCACUACAGCUCGAUUUGUACAUGCGGUCGUAAAGUACAUGCGGUCGUAAAGUGAGUAUUAUGGAAGACUGGGAAAGGGACAAAGGCGUUAUUUAGGAUAGUCUGUGCCCCUGCAAGUUGGCUGAUUUCUUUAAACUUCCCAAGCAUUGAUAUUAGUGUAUGCUGUGCUCAUGUGUCUUCUGCCUUAGAUUUUUGUACUUUAGAUUUGAUGUUCGCAUGCUGCCAUACUUGUGAUGGCUCUAGCUAUCUGCUUUGUUUUUUACUUUUUUACUGAUAUGUUAGUACUUAUACUGGUCAACGAUGAAAAAGGCUUGGCAACAGUUGUCAAAUUGUGUGGAAAUAAAAAGUGCUGAAUCCA